CUAAUGCUUGCUUUUUGUAAAUCGCAAUUCAAUGAUAUUACUUUUAUUCAGUGAUCGAUCUGAGAAACUGAUUAAUUUGAGCCCUAUUCAAAAAUCUUCAUGCCUUCAUGGUUUUGUGAAUUUCGCUAAUUACUCGCGCAUUUUUUUAAUAAUAAUUAUCCGCGCAUUCUGGAUAUUACAUUACUUCCUUGUUUCCCGCGAUAUAUAUCCAUGGAUGAUCUGAAAAAUUCAUGUUUCUGGUUGGUUAGAGUUUUGAUUGCAACCCUACCUCUGUCAAUCUGUUUCCAUAUCUUAUUGUUGAAUCAUUAUUAUAUCUACGUUAGUGACCUUUAUCUUGCCCAUUAGUAUGAUCCUUUCAAGUUUUACUUUUCACCUCAGAACAGAUACUUGGUCUAUUUGACUCAAAAUUCAGAAAGUUGCAUAGUAUGUUGAUGGAUGUGUUAAUUUUUUUUUUUCCUCUCGGUGCAAUAAUUUAACUAACAUUCUUUUAUCGCUUGUAUUGGCACUGACUGAUAUUUCCACAGACCAAAGAUAUCGAUUGAAGAUAAAAGAAUAGGGGUGAAAGCUGGUAAAGGAUUGGAUGGCGGAGUUUAUUGGACCGAGACUGUACAGUUGCUGUAAUUGUCGAAACCAUGUUGCUCGUCAUGAUGAUGCUAUUUCAAAAGCUUUUCAGGGAAGAAAUGGACGGGCUUUUUUGUUCUCCCAUGCAAUGAAUGUUAUGGUGGGGCCUAAAGAAGACCGGCAGCUUAUGACAGGCCUCCACACGGUUGCUGAUGUCUACUGUUGUGACUGCCGUGAGGUGCUGGGUUGGAAGUAUGAACGUGCCUAUGAGGAAACACAAAAGUAUAAAGAAGGAAAGUACAUUCUGGAGAAGUCCAAAAUAGUCAGGGAAGACUGGUCAUAAGUUAGUUGCCAAUGCCAAUGGUGUUCUGUGUCUGUCUCCAUGAUCUGUUAAUGUGCAAAAAUUUGAAAUUUUAAAGAUUAGAUUCAAUUAUUGUUCUUGGUUUGUUCAUUCUUUUGCUUUCUCUUGUAGUCUUGUACAAAAUGAUCAAAGACACAGACCAUGCCAAAUGUAUGAAAUGGGGAUGUUCUUCUGGUGCUGCCAUUGUUAUUUA
This is a messenger RNA of Neltuma alba, 1115 nucleotides long. RefSeq names its product protein yippee-like At4g27745. The transcript is spliced from 2 exons. Lineage: Eukaryota; Viridiplantae; Streptophyta; Magnoliopsida; Fabales; Fabaceae. The record is from RefSeq and is a predicted model, not a curated record. The coding region runs from base 581 to 904 and encodes 107 amino acids.